Messenger RNA from Orbilia oligospora ATCC 24927, 1779 nucleotides. RefSeq lists its product as uncharacterized. Lineage: Eukaryota; Fungi; Ascomycota; Orbiliomycetes; Orbiliales; Orbiliaceae. The transcript has 3 exons. The record is from RefSeq and is a predicted model, not a curated record. The coding region runs from base 1 to 1779 and encodes 592 amino acids.
AUGCGGUCUAAACUGAUUAUAUUCGCAGCCAUUGGGUUUUCAACUCUUGCCGUAGCCCGAUAUCUACCGGCAGUGGUAAAAGACGAUGGGCAGAAACACCUAUUCAAGAGACAGAUGGAAAACAAUCCAUUUUCGCCUAAACCUAUCGUCAGCCCACAAAUAACUACCAUUAGGAUAACAGACGAGGAAGGGGUCGAAGGUGGUGGGGAUGGAGAAGAAGAAGGGGAUGGCAGCCCUCAGACUCCAAGAUUCUCGGAUCCUGGCAACGAACCUGCUCUUGAGCCUCCGAGUUUUAAAGGAAUUGGCCUGACCCACGCCGUCGAUAACAUUAACCUCGAAGGCUUAGAAAGUGGACCGAAUCUUAUUGAUCCAUAUGCCGAAAUAGAAUUAGAAUCCGAGGUUGAACAGGUCAGACCAGAACGGAUUGAAGAACCUCAGAGAUCAUCUAAUCUCGGCGUUGAGCCCAAUACCGGUGAGCCAGCAUAUGAAUAUGCCUCCUUCAUUUUUGACGAUGACGGUGAUUAUGAGGACCCGAUUGAAAACUCAAAGCCUGCGUGCAAUGCUGGUGGGAACAAGCUCUUUGGUCCUUCUCCUCCUCCUCCUUUUGCUCUCCAACGCCGUCCCGACGAUCUUCCUAAGUAUAACUCGCAAGGAAAACGGAUGGGUUUCAUUCUGAAUGAGGAGAGGUUCGACGAGAAUGGAAAUAUAGUAGCUGUUCCCCCGUAUUGGGGUCCAAUCCAACCGGGCCAUGAAGUCGCAGAGGAGCCCCAGUAUCUUGAUGAAGAUACAGAUCCAGGGCCCUUUGCUAACGACCUGGAGUGUCUCUCAGAACCAGCUGGCGUGGAUAAUCCCGGAAGGGAGUCAGUAAGGUCCGAAGACGAGGAAUUCUACGACGUCGAAGAACCUACCGAGGAGCAAGAACAAAAAAUCAAGGAAGACCUCGAAGCACAGCUCCAAGCUACACUAACAAACCAAGUCGGAGCGCCGGCACGGGGGGGUAACGAAGUCGGUGAAUUUGUGGCUGACAUCGACAACUUGGAUGAUAUCCAAGGCGGAGGAUCGGUUUCGACGGAUCAUAACCCUGGGGUCGGGGAGGACGUCGAAGACUUAGUAGACUUACAGCUGAAGGAUGUUGAAGAGCUGUUUACCGGGCCUGAGACGCUAACCGAUCCUAAGACUGUCGAGGAGCUACCAUCUAAAACUGAGCCGGAAAUUAACCUCUCUAAAAUAGCUAAUCUUGAUCAAUCAUAUUUUCCUAGGAGUGCCUUUCGAUCACGCCAACAGAAAGCCCCAGUCCAACCAGAACGGGAAGAGGAAGAGGAAAAGGCCGACCCUGAAAGCAUACGGGUGCAGGCGCGAUUGAAGGAACUAUACGGGAUCGAACCGAAAAAGAAUGACCGCAAAGAGAGGUCAAAAUCAUCUCUCCGAAAAUUUGGGAGCUUCGUCGCCUCCCUCCCGGGGAAAGGGGUGGAGACUAUUGUCAAAACAGUUACGGGUCGUGGACGGCGUAAUACCCCAGCUACGAUUGCGUCUUCUACAAAUCAGCCUCCAACCUUGACAACCGGAACCCAUCCGAAUACAAAUGUUGUCCAACAAAUUGUUGAAUAUCCUAGUAGCCACAACCAACCAGUAAUUCAGCCAUCCAAACAAGCUGUUGACACAGAAAUAUCAAUGUCGAGCUGGGGGAAGCUGGGAAAAGAUGUAUACGACGCACCAAUGAUAGCCUUUAGUGAUGCGCCUCUCGACGAAGAGGAGAUCCAGGAACUGAUACCGACGUGA